Trametes versicolor FP-101664 SS1 is the source of this 2280-nucleotide messenger RNA. Its product is annotated as HET-domain-containing protein. NCBI's taxonomy places the organism in Eukaryota, Fungi, Basidiomycota, Agaricomycetes, Polyporales, Polyporaceae. The coding region runs from base 1 to 2280 and encodes 759 amino acids. The record is from RefSeq and is a predicted model, not a curated record. The transcript is spliced from 4 exons.
AUGCCCCGCACUACCGCUCUGCACUCUCCAUCAUCUUGGCCCCUAGCCCGAUACCGCCUUACUGGUGCUCUAGCUUCCGCCUACGGUAUACGUUUGGUGUUCAAAGUUAUGCCCCGCUUUUUGAACACUCAGACAGGCCAGUUCGUUUGGAUGGGCGACCCUCGCACCGCCCGCUACGCAAUCCUCUCUCACACUUGGAGAUCCUCGGGACACGGGGAAGAGCAGUCCCCGGAGGGUACGUCUAGCAAUAUCGAGCGCAACUCCUUUUUCUCCCACCCCGAGCUGUCCAGCAAGAUCAGCGGCAUCUGUAAAGUCGCGCGCGACGCGGGAUACGAGCUCAUCUGGAUCGACUCUUGCUGCAUAGACACUGCUAGCAGCGCGGAGCUCUCCGAGGCCAUCAACUCAAUGUACGAAUGGUAUAGCCGUGCCGACAUAUGCUACGUCUACCUCACCGACGUCCCCGAUGGCGAAGAUCCGGCGGCCGAGGCGUCGGCGUUCUUGCGAAGCAGGUGGCAUCGACGAGGAUGGACACUGCAGGAACUUAUCGCGCCGAAACACGUCGUCUUCUUGACCAGCAGAUGGAGUUUCCUCGGUACGAAGCUGCAGCUAGCCUCGACGCUCUCGAAGGCCACGGGUAUCGACAUCACCGUAUUGACAGGUGUGGUGAGCUUGGAGUCGAUCAGUGUCUCCCGACGCAUGUCAUGGGCGGCCGAUAGGGAAACCACACGUAUCGAGGACGAGGCGUACUGCCUGUUGGGAAUCUUCGGGGUUCGCAUGUCUCCCAUCUACGGCGAGGGACGCCAUGCAUUCCUCCGACUCCAGGAGGAGAUCAUCCGCACGAUCCCGGACCAGAGCAUCUUCGCUUGGGGACCCCGUCACGUCGAUCUAUUGACUUUGGACACCGCUCGCACGCUUCCGCCCAACAUCUGGCAUCCUUGCGAAGAAGGUCUCCUCGCUACUUCUCCCCGCGACUUCGUAUGCGCGAACAAUAUCACCCCCCUCUCGAUCUCGGAGUUUGCGCAACAUCUCGGACGAGCACAAGACAUCAUCCCCCCGUUACACUGCGUCUUCACUCCCCAGGGCGUCCGCGUACGACUUCUUUGCGUCGACCUCGCAUUGUUGGACCAGGUCAUUCCCGCCGUCAUGCAAACGGGGGCCGGAACGAGGGAGACCAGGCCUUGUGAUGAGUGCAGAGGCCGAGGAUUUGCGCACUAUCUAGGGAUCCUGCAGUGCGUGGACAGCGCCGGGUCACUUGUCGCGCUUCCCCUAUGUCGCCCGCGGCCUGGCCCCCGAGAGCAUGGCUCUCUAGUCGUCACGACUCACAUCACCUGCGGAGCCCUGAAUCACGACCCCUACCACUCCGUACGGCUGGCGAGGACUCUCAUGAAGGGCGCGUUUCCGCUGCUUCCGGUGGAGGUGUUCAUCUGCAGGACCACGCCCCCAGCUCAUACCUCGCAUGUGUGGUCUCCUAUGGCAUCUUGGGACCGCUGCGGGAGGCCUUCUGCCAUUCGCAUCGCUCCGUGGUGUAGAGAUGAUCUUCGAGCCCUUGGUUUCGGUAUGUCUCCUGUGGACUGUCGCCUCGAACGGCUAGCAACGGGCGAAGGACUCCUACAUUUCUCUCUCACCCUCACACGCCCACGCGAGCGUCAUAUCCUAUCCGCUGGCGAUCGUAACGAUUGGGAGCAAUAUGUCCAAAUUCAGCUCGAGCUUUCCCACCAGUGGUACUCCCAAGCCCUCGUCGGCUCGUCCAGAGUCCACUUCUCUGUCAACCACUACUAUCCCUUGCCCCCAGUCACCAGCUCUGGCCCAACGCUCGCAGCUCUCGAUCCGGUAGGCCCAGCUGCCGUAGAGGUACUCCAAGCACACCCGUCUUCUCGCCAAUCCCCUCCGAAGGAACCCGGCGUCGGCACCCACCACGAAUUCCGCUCUUUGCUCUGGGAGCCUCCAGCCGUCGACCUAGAAGAUAUCGCAUAUCUGCCUCAUGUCUUUGCAGAGGACACGCUGGCCCAAGACCACGCGCACGAGCCCGGGCUACAAAACGCGGAAAUGGAUGCAUCAGACGCACACUCAGUGGCCGCGCGAUCACCUUCCCUCUUCAGUGCCGUGUCCGCGCCGUCUCGCAGCAGCUCCACGUAUGGCCAGGUCGACUUAGUAGCCCGGCUGAUGCAGCGCGUCGAGGAACUGCAACGCGAAGUCAACGACACCCGCGCGGAGAUGGCUGCGAUGUCUUCGGAAUUACGAGCCAUCACGACAACUUCAGGUAUGCGCGCGAACACCUGA